CCAGAAAACCAAAUCUUGAAAGAAAGAAAGAAAAAGAGCAGGAAAUAGAAAGGAAAAUGGAAUCAAGAUCAUAAGGAGGGGUAACGGAGGUUGGUCAGAUAAUUGAAAAAACGAGACGGAGGGAUCAAAUCUAAUGGACAACAAAGAGUUCCAGUUUACGAAGUUCAACCGAUCCCAGGUCUCCCUCGCUCAACUCAAAUAAACAUAUUCGGCAUUCUUCAGUUUCAGGCAUUACAAACUAGUAUGCCAACAAAUGUGAAGAGAGAGAUAUUCAUACAUAUGUAGGGAAACCCAUUCUAACAACAAAAGCACAAAAACGUCAUACAUGAAGAAGCUGCAAUUGCAUACAAUCCAAUAUGUGAAAAGAUUGGUUGAUAUGUAUUGAAGAAGAUGGUUAUUGAAAACCUGCAUGAAGAGAAGGGAAAAUGCGCUUCCAUGGGAACAAAACUUCGGGGAACAACGUCGAAUAAAACUCGACUGCCCCAACAAAAGUCUGCAUUGACUGGCAAAAUACGGAAGUUUCAGUUAGUUGAAUGCAAGAAACGUGAGAAAACUGAGGACAUUGCCACUGGAUCUGGUAGACUAAAGAAAAGGAAAAGGGCAAAGAGAAGGAAGCAAAAUGCAGAGCAUGAUGAAGUUUCUCGUUUGCAAAGACGGACUAGGUACCUCUUAAUAAAAAUGAAACUGGAGCAGAACCUUAUUGAUGCUUAUUCCACAGAAGGUUGGAAGGGCCACAGUCGGGAAAAAAUUAAGCCUGAAAAAGAACUUGAGAGGGCAAAGUUGCAAAUACUGAAGUGUAAGCUUGAGAUAAGGGAAGCAGUUCGCCAACUGGAUUUGCUGAGGUUACCAGGGCACAUUGCUAAUGAAGUCAUUGCUCCUGAUGGUUCUGUCCACCAUGAACAUAUAAUAUGUGCAAAAUGUAAAUUGCGUGAUGCUUUCCCUGAUAAUGAUAUCAUACUUUGUGAUGGACCAUGUAACUGCGCUUUCCAUCAAAAAUGUCUUGAUCCUCCACUAUCAACAGAAAACAUUCCUCCAGAAGAUGAGGGAUGGUUUUGCAAUUUGUGCAAGAUCAGGAUGGAAAUUAUUGAAGCUACCAAUGCUCAUCUUGGCACCCAUUUUGCUAUGGACAGUAAUUGGGAGGAUAUCUUCAAGGAAGAAGCUGCUUUGCCCAAGGAUGAUGAGAAUUCAUCCCUUUACCCUGAACAUGAAUGGCCAUCUGAUGACUCAGAAGAUGAUGACUAUGACCCUGAAAAGAUUGAGAAUAGCAGCAGCAAGAGUACUAAUAACCACGAAUCUGGUGUUUCGGAUGAUGGAGGGAGUUCAAGCAGUUUGGGCUCACUUGAGGACGAGCCAUUAUGUGGAAGGCAACAGAAAAGAAUCAGAUUUAGAAACCAAUCUGCUGAAGUCAUGGGUAGGCUAGAUUCCAAUGAGAUGACUGAUUGUGAGGUCAUAAACAUCCCUAGACAGAGAACAACUGUUGAUUAUAUAAAGCUAAAUGAUGAAUUAUUUGGUAAGAAUCCUCCUGUCAAUGAACAAAACAGUGAAGAUGAAGAUUGGGGCCCGAAAAGAAAGCAUAAGAAAAGGGAGUUUGAAUCCGACGCAGCAAACACUCUUAUGACUCUCUGUGAAAAUGAGAAUGAAAGUAGAUCUCCCAAAGUAACAAAACAAUUAAGCAAAACAACUGAACGAUCUAUAUUCAGAAUUCCUCUUAAUGCAGUUGAGAAGCUUCGCCUUGUGUUUGCUGAAAAUGAACUUCCAUCUAGAGCACAAAAGCAAAACCUUUCAAAGCAGUUAGGUCUUGACUCUGAAAAGGUGAACAAGUGGUUUAAGAAUGCUCGUUAUUUUGCAUUGAAAGGUAGGAAGAAGUCCGAGAAAGCAAAUCCAAGUAAAGUUGUUAGUCCUAUAGCGUCAGAGGAAUGUCCUGCAAAUACAGGGAAAGGCAAAACUACAAAGAAAUUUGCCUCACAAGGUGUGAAUGCUGAAAUUACAGUUCAAGUGCCAAAGAAUCUGAAAAGAACCCAUAGGAGAAAUAGUGCAAACAAGCUCAUUUGCAAAUCAAAGAGAGGGCAGCUAAGAAAAGCAUUACAGUAUCAAGAAGGAAACUGCAAGGCAACGGUAUAUUAUGGUGAAGAUCCCCUUAAACUUCCGAGAGAGCUCGUGAAGGCCAAAAGAGGACUAUGUUGCCAGAGAAAAGAUGGAGAGCUGGAAGCUGAAGCUGAAAUGGAAAGGCUCUAUAAAAUCAAGGAGAAGGUGGAAAGGCUGCAACAGCUAGUUCUAUCUGGAAUUCAUAGUGUUAACAUAACAGAAUCAAGUCCUCCUUCAUUUAUGUAUGUACCUGUUGCAGAGCUAAAAGUGAAAACAUAAAAAACUCUAUAAUAUUCAAGGGAUAAUUCCCUUUUGAUAUAAAAAAAGUUUAGAUCUCCCCAUUUGGUAUAGAUUCCCAUAUAAUUU
Molecule: messenger RNA, 2451 nt
Organism: Cuscuta epithymum
Lineage: Eukaryota; Viridiplantae; Streptophyta; Magnoliopsida; Solanales; Convolvulaceae
Source: the annotation of a GenBank genome assembly